Molecule: messenger RNA, 5473 nt
Organism: Erinaceus europaeus (western European hedgehog)
Lineage: Eukaryota; Metazoa; Chordata; Mammalia; Eulipotyphla; Erinaceidae
Gene: PLEKHG3
Product: pleckstrin homology and RhoGEF domain containing G3
Exons: 20
Coding region: 607-4713 (1368 amino acids)
Molecular function (GO): guanyl-nucleotide exchange factor activity
Source: RefSeq, a predicted model, not a curated record
CCGCGCGCUCGCCGCCUUUACCUGCGGCCCGGGCUCGCAGCGCAGCAAAGUUGGCCGGCCCCAGCCCCGCUGCUGCCCCCGCUCGCCGGGCUCCGGCCGCGGCCCCAGUCUCCACCCACUGGAAAAAUUCCUGGCCCGCCCCUCCCUUCACCCUCCCUCCCGCUGUAGCCCAGGCUCGCCUCGGCUCCCACUUCCUGCCGGGCGCUGGGAAGCGGUGCGCGAGCCGGGGUCCCCGGAGGCUGUGCUCGCAGUUGGCCGCGUCCCCAGGCGCGCGGGGCGGGCGGUGGGCGGGCGCGGCGGCAGCCUCGGCCCUUCCCGGAGCGACUUUCAAACUCGCGCCCGCUUCGCCGCGGCACCUGGCAGACUCGCGCUCCGGGCGUGCGGACCGGCGGGGCGGCGACCGCGCGGUGUUUGCACUUGAGAUGGAGAAGGUCUCCCAGUCCGCAGCCCCUGAGGAAGAAGGACUUAUCCUGUGUGCAGAAAUUGAAUUCCACUUUCCCUCACUGGACCCAUGGACUUAGGAGGACUUUGGGGAAACCCUUUUCUCAUUUUCCCCCUCUACAGCAGAAUCUCCCUGAGGUGCCCCCUGUGGGCAGCAAUGCCAGGAUGCCCGUCUCUGCCUCCCCCCACAAAGAUGGCAGCCAGGAGCGGCCAGUCAGCCUGACCUCCACCACCUCCUCCUCGGGCUCCUCCUGUGACAGCCGCAACGCCAUGGAGGAGCCCAGUGUCCCAGAGGUCCCAGCCAAGAGUGGGACAGGCUCCCCAUGUGGCCGACACACUCCCAACAACAAUUCCAACAGUUGGCUGAACAUGAGGGGACCCCUAUCCCCAUUCAAUAACCGUGCUGCAGCAGGGCCUGCACACAAGCUCAGUUACCUGGGUCGGGUGGUGCGGGAGAUCGUGGAGACAGAGCGCAUGUACGUGCAGGACCUUCGAAGCAUCGUGGAGGACUACCUCUUGAAGAUCAUAGACACGCCCGGGCUUCUGAAGCCAGAACAAGUCAGCGCCCUCUUUGGGAACAUUGAAAGUAUCUAUGCACUGAACAGCCAGCUACUCAGAGACUUGGACAGCUGCAAUAGUGACCCUGUGGCUGUGGCCAGCUGCUUUGUGGAAAGGAGCCGGGAAUUCGAUAUCUACACUCAAUAUUGCAACAACUACCCUAACUCAGUGGCUGCACUGACAGAGUGCAUGCGAGACAAGCAGCAGGCCACCUUCUUCCGGGACCGCCAGGAGCUGCUGCAGCAUUCGCUGCCCUUGGGCUCCUACCUGCUCAAGCCAGUCCAGCGCAUCCUCAAGUACCACCUGCUGCUCCAGGAAAUUGCCAAGCAUUUUGACGAAGAAGAAGAUGGCUUUGAAGUGGUGGAGGAGGCCAUUGACACCAUGACCUGUGUGGCCUGGUACAUCAAUGACAUGAAGAGACGGCACGAGCACGCUGUCCGGCUGCAGGAGAUCCAGUCACUGCUGAUUAACUGGAAGGGACCAGACCUGACCAUCUAUGGCGAGCUCGUCCUGGAAAGCACCUUCCGAGUCCACCGUGUGCGCAAUGAGAGGACCUUCUUCCUCUUCGACAAAACGCUACUCAUCACCAAGAAGCGGGGCGACCACUUUGUCUACAAGGGUCACAUCCCGUGCUCCUCACUGAUGCUGAUUGAAAGCACCCGGGACUCCCUGUGCUUCACCGUCACCCACUACAAGCACAGCAAGCAACAGUACAGCAUCCAGGCCAAAACAGUGGAAGAGAAACGGACCUGGACUCACCACAUCAAGAGGCUCAUCUUGGAGAACCACCAUGCUACUAUUCCACAGAAGGCCAAGGAAGCUAUCUUGGAAAUGGAUUCCUACUAUCCCAACCGGUAUUGCUAUAGCCCAGAGCGGCUGAAAAAGGCUUGGUCCUCCCAGGAUGAGGUGUCCACCCACGUGUGCCAGGGACGGCGGCAAUCUGAGCCUGGUCAGCUCCUGCACAUCCGGGCAACACUCCCCAGCGGGCAGCGAGGCUUCAUGGUGCCAGGCCUUAAGGGCCGUAGAAAGUCGGAGCCCACCAGACACCUGCUCAGGCAGCUCAGCGAGAAAGCCCAAGCAGCAGGAAUGAAGCAUGCAGGCAGUGCCGGCACGCUCCUGGACUUUGGGCAGCACCCCCACACUCGGGGCCUACCAUCAGAGGCUGAAGGGGCUGCCCAGGAGGAGGAGGAGGUGGUCCAGGUGGUGGAGGAAGAGGAGGAGGAGGAAGAAGAACAAGCCUUUCAGGUCUCUUUGGAGGCACUGACAGGGCAUGAAGGCAGCAAGAAAGGGGCCGGGCCGGUGCCCCCAGGCUCAGAGGAGGAGGAGGAGGAGGAGGAGGAGGAGGAGGAGGAGGAGAGCCUGGCAGUGGCGGAGCAGGUAGCUGACUUUGCCAGCUCGCUGCUGGCCGCCCUCCACUGCUGGCACUAUCGGGCCAACGCUUUACUUUUCUCCCGGGGCGCUAUGGGGAAGGGGCGCAGGGAGUCUGAAGGUCCCAAGAGCUGCCGAAGACCCAGUGGCCAAUCUCCAACCAGUGCUGAGAAGCACAUGAGUUUAGAGUCUGCCUCUUCCCUGCCAGAGGUUGAGCCCGACCCUGAGCCUGAGACAGACCAGGAGGUGUUUGCUGCUGCUGAAGGUCCCAACACUGAGGAGAUGCCCUCAGACAUAGAGUCUCCAGAAGCUCUGGUGACACAGCUUGACACUCACCAGGAGCUGCUGGCGAUGGACCACCCUGGUGACAUGCUGGGCUUCGUAGUGGUUGAAAGCACUGAGGACCUCAAACCUCCCUUAAGCAGUGAAGAGGAGGAGGAAGAGGACAUGGGGGCCACCCAAGAGUCUGAGAGCCUCCUGCCGCCCUCUGUUCUGGACCAGGCCAGUGUCAUUGCUGAGCGGUUUGUCAGCAGCUUCUCCCGGCGGAGCAGCCUGGUGCUGGAGGAUGGCAGAUCCAGUGGCUUCGGAUCUCCACGGCUGAUAAGCCGGAGCAACAGUGUGCUUAGCUUGGAGGGCAGUGAGAAGGGCCUGGCUCAACGUGCUAGUGUCACCGACUCCCUUAGCUCUCUUUUCUCCUUAGAAGUGGAUGCCAGCAUGGGGGUAGCCCCAGAGAAUGACUCUUCUGUCAAUGGGACAGAGCCCAGAAGCCCAGGCUGCUCCACCGAGCCUGACAGGUCUUCCUGCAAGAAGAAGGAAUCAAUGCUCUCUACCCGAGACCGGCUGCUGCUAGACAAAAUCAAGAGUUACUAUGAGAAUGCAGAGCACCAAGAUGCGGGCUUCAGCAUCCGGCGCCGGGAGAGCCUCUCCUACAUCCCCAAAGGGCUGGUGAGAAACUCGGUGUCCAGGUUCAACAACCUCCCCAGGCAGGACCCAGAGCCUGUGGCUCCACUGGGGCACAAGAGACAGAUGGGCUCCCGGCCAGCUUCCUGGGCCCUGUUUGACCUUCCAGGACCAGGCCAGGGGGACACAGCCCCCAUCACAGAUGCUGAGUUCCGCCCAUCUUCAGAGAUCGUGAAGAUGUGGGAGGGAAUGGAGUCUUCCAGUGGGAGCCCUCAGAAGCGGCCAGGCCAAGGCCAGGCCAAUGGCUUUGACCUGCACGAGCCUCUCUUCAUCCUGGAGGAUCACGAGCUGGGGGCCAUUACCGAGGAGUCAGCCAUGGCCUCCCCAGAGAGUGCCUCCCCCACUGAGCGGCCUGGCCCCGCCCACCUGGCCCGGGAGCUGAAGGAGUUGGUGAAGGAGCUGAACAACAGCGCCCAGGGGGAAUUGGUCACCCCGCUGCACCCCUGCAUCGUGCAGCUCUCCCACGUGAUGGACAGCCACGUGAGUGAGCGAGUCAAGAACAAGGUCUACCAGCUGGCCCGCCAGUACAGCCUCCGCAUCAAGAGCAAAUCAGGGUCAGCCAGGCCACCACUGCAGUGGGAAAGAGCAGCUCCUGAGAGAGACCAGAAGAACGCUGCCAUUCCCCAUCUGCAGGAGGAGGCUGGAGAACCUUCAGGUGGCAAAGGUAAGAGAAAGCCGGUGUUGUCACUCCUCAACUAUGAGCAGCUGAUAGCCCAAGAGCACAGCCCACCCGAGCCCAGCUCUUCCAGGGACACCUCACCUCGAUGUUUCUCCUUUAGUCCCUUGACAACCAGCCCAAGGACCACCUCACCUGGGGUCCGGCCCAACACCCGAAGCCCCCGAAGCCCCAUGGACACUGAGACCUUUAACUGGCCAGAUGUCCGAGAGCUCUGCUCCAAGUACACCUCCCAGGAUGAGGCCCCUCAGCCUGAGGGCAGCCGGCCCCGUGGCCCACCCGUCAACCGGAGCCGCUCAGUGCCAGAGAACAUGGUGGAGCCUCCACUGCCAGCCAGGGCGGGCCGCUGCUGUAGCCUGAGCCCUAAGAGGGGCCUGGUGGGUCCCGAGACCGCCCCAUCAGUUGAGGGGGUGCCUCACAAUGGGCUUGAUAGAGAGGAGGCCCUGUACGUCACUGCAGACCUCACCCUGGAGAACAACCGGCGUGUCAUUAUCAUGGAGAAGGAGCCUGGCCCUGCUGUCGAACUGGAGGACGAUAGCCAGCAGGGGCCCAGCUUACCAACGGCCAAGGCAGAGCAGGACCUGGAGCUCCUGGAGUCACCUGAGCAUCGGCCAAAGGAAGAGAGUCCCAGGGACCCUGCAGACACCACCCAGCAGGGCAGAGUGAGAAACCUGAGGGAGAAAUUUCAGGCCUUAAACUCCAUAGGUUGACACUGAUGCCAUAGGCUUGGGGGACUGAAGGUGCUGUGCUAGGGGACAGAGAGAUCCUGCAGACUUGCCCACAAGCCUGAACUCAACCCGCUCAUAGGAGCCCUGCCUAAGGUCCUCAGAGGGGCCACCCCCUUUUUCCAUAGACAACUCAGUAAGGGUCUUCCUCACCUGUGACCUCCUUCACUGACUCUUCCAGGUGAUUUCCUCGAGGUGACUUUCUACAGGCCCAAAUAAGGCCCUCUUCCCUCUGCUGUGGCCAGUGUGGCCACUGUCAUAUAUAUGUAUAUAUAUAUAUAUAUAUAUAUGUUGUGUGUGUGUGUGUAUAUAUAUCUUUCCCUCGCCCCGAAAAGCCAAUUAUUUAAGCUCCUUCUCCCUAGAGGGAGCAGGCCCUGCUCAGGCCUGCAGCAUCGACUGACCAUUGCCAAACCAAGUAGCCAGCCCCACUCACCCAUCCAGGGAGACAGGGCUAGGUGGUCUGGGCAGGUGCUGCCCUUUUUGCUAUGAUUUUUUUUUUUUUUUUUAAGGAUCCAGGCAGGAUCAAAGGCCCAUAAUUUAUUGCUUUCCAUUCCGUGGUGUAUUUGUGUCUGUGUGUGCACACACCUGUGUAUUGUGUUUUCUUUUGUUGAUUCCCCUCCUGUGAAGAAUGUAACAGACUCAGUUCAGGUACUUUGUGGGUUGUCUUGCUGACCCUAUGGUUGUCGCUAAUGUAAACACAUUUCAUUAUUUGCCAAUGGUGCAAUAACCACUGCUGACCAACCCA